AAAAAAGUUAUAAGAAAGAGAUUCAAUAUCUACUGCUACCACAUAACAGAUCCCCAUCACCAUAACCAUAGUCAUACUGUAGAGAGCUAGAGAGAGAUGGAUGCAGUGAAUGAAGGAACUGGACCACAAAGCUACACCCAGAACUCCUCCUAUCAGAGAGGAGCUUUGGAAGCUGCUCAAGAAAUGAUCAAAGAGGAAAUAGCUGAGAAGCUUGACAUCAAACAACUAAUUGCUUCCGAUUCUUUAAACACAUUUCGUAUUGCAGACUUAGGCUGUGCUACUGGACCCAAUACAUUUCUUGCAGUGCAGACCAUACUAGAAGCUGUUCAACCCAAAUUAGGGUCACAAAAUUCCCAAACAUUCCCAGAAUUUCAGGUGUUCUUCAGUGAUCUAGUCUCCAAUGAUUUCAACACUCUGUUUAAAUCACUCCCACCCCAAAGCCAAAGACCCUACUUUGCAGCUGGGGUGCCUGGUUCUUUUCACGGUCCCUUGUUUCCCAAGGCUUCCCUUCAUUUUGUACACUCAUCUUGUGCACUCAAUUGGCUUUCACAAGUGCCGAAACCGGUCGCCGAAAGAACCUCCUCUGCAUGGAAUGCAGGGAAGAUUCUCUACAGCAGCAGAGAAGUUACAGAGGCUUAUUCUUGUCAAUUUGCUAAUGAUAUGGGGUUGUUUUUGCAAGCAAGAGCAAAUGAACUUGUGGGUGGAGGGCUGAUGGCACUAGUUAUACCAGGUCUGCCUGUUGGAAUUUUGUUCUCUGAAACCAGUAGUGCUUUGGAGUUUGAACUUUUGGGAUCAACCCUGAUGGGCAUGGCCAACAUGGGAUUGGUGAGCAAGGAGAAAGUGGACUGUUUCAACUUGCCUGUAUAUUUUCCAUCACUUGAAGAGUUGAAGGCAAUCAUAGAGAGAAACAGAGAGUUUAGGAUCAUAGAGAGAAACAGAGAGUUUAGGAUAGAGAAAAUGGAGGCAAUAAGCCACCCAAAGAUGAAGACUGAGCCUAAACAGUAUAUUUCAGGCAUAAAGGCUGUGUUUGAGGGAAUCAUUGGGAAACAUUUUGGAAGUAAUGUCACUGAGGAACUGUUUGAGCAGUGCUUCAUCAAAGCCGCAAAGCCUUCAGUUCUUCUUCUGGACACAGAUAUGCCGACACUUCAGGUGCUGCUUGUAAUUCUCAAGCGCAAUGGGAAUGGCAAUGCCUAA
This is a messenger RNA of Prunus dulcis (almond), 1194 nucleotides long. RefSeq names its product loganic acid O-methyltransferase-like. Gene Ontology annotation, molecular function: S-adenosylmethionine-dependent methyltransferase activity. The coding region runs from base 97 to 1194 and encodes 365 amino acids. Gene Ontology annotation, biological process: methylation. The transcript is spliced from 3 exons. The record is from RefSeq and is a predicted model, not a curated record. NCBI's taxonomy places the organism in Eukaryota, Viridiplantae, Streptophyta, Magnoliopsida, Rosales, Rosaceae.